AGUGGUCUUCUAGGGUGAUCUAUCCGAACCGGGUUGUUGGGCUCGGUCAGUUCGUCUGUGUCGCUUCUACGAGUAGCAUCGAACUUUUCAUCUUCAAGUGUGCGGAACGAAGUUUAUAGUGUAAGAACUGUAAGAAAAAGUACCAUCAAGUUGAAUAAAUUUAGUGAGUAAUAAAAAAGAAGACACGCACGCGGUGUGAGUGUUUAACAGGAAAAGAAGAGGCACAUCAUUCGAGUGAGUGAUAGAGGAGCUUGCUUUGCUUGGUGUGGUAGAGACUGCGACGAUUUAGUCCUGAACCGCACCGCAUUGUACGUGCGGUGCCUCUGUGUAUAAGCAAAGUGUGUACACUUUCCGUGAAAAUCUGUGUUGAACUAUCACGAAAGCUGCAGAAACUAGGCGUGUAGCUCUCGCGAUAUGCGGAAAGUGAAGGAUUCUAUCGCCUAAAGGACUUACUAAAGGUUAAAUUUGGAUAAAACUUGCCUCGCAAAAGUAUAUUGUUGUAGGAUAUAGUAUUCAGCAUUGUUAAAGUUACUAAAAAAAACACGCGGGAAGUGUAUUCAGAGGCGACAAGAAAUUUUUGACUGACUUGAGAGGAGGAACCUACAACAAGAAGAGCAAGUCGAAAGUGAAAAGCUCCUAGAGCAAAUUAAAAACAUUCUUGAGAGAUAGGAGUGAAGCGAAAAGUGUACAUAGGAGGCCUUGGGACUAGAGUCUCCACGAAUGAAAGGAGUGGAAUUUCUGCAUCAAACUCAGCUUUAAAAACAUUAAAGAGUUGUUGCAGUGCACUCGUAUUGUGUAGAUCCGAAGAACAGUAUUGUACCGCUGUGCUGUGUGAGAACAAGUGUGUAAGUGUGAGUGUAUCUGUGAACAGGACGACAGAGGAGAUUGGUCUCAGGAAGUGAAAACAUACGUAGAAGAGCAAAACUGACGCUGUACCGAAACGGAGAGAUGCCUUCGCUGCAACAGACUAGUUUUAAGGAUUGGCCCAGUCCCGAUAUUGCACGAUCGCUCACAGGACCCGAUAUACUUCAGAAACAUUCAAUCAACUCGCUACUGUUGGAACACAAUGAAAUUAUAAGCCGAGGAAUGCCAUCACCGAUCGAAGAAAAUGUGUCAUUUUCGGAUAUUUUGGGCUCAUCACAAUCAUCGCAAUCUACCUCCAACUCGUCAUCACACGGUGCCAGCAGUAGUAACAGCAAUAGCUGCAAUAUUUCAUCGGGCACGAGCAGUGGUUCCCAUCAGCAGCCAUCGCUGGCGUCCUUUUCGUCUCUUGGAUGUCCUGACAGUGCCAGCAUACUGAGCCUGAGUGGGUCCAACACGGCCUCGUCGCCAGUUAUCAGCACCAGCAAUCCCUUCCAUUUCUCCGGAUUGUCAAUGUCCAGCUCCAGUCUGAGCUCACCGGAGAUUGGCAGCAACGGUGGCAAUGGAGGAGGAGGUGGAGGUGGCGGCGGCAGUGGCAGCGGUGGUCAAUCGCCAACCUACUACGGUAGCAGUGUGCACUCGUCGAAGAACUAUGACGAUUUUCGAUUCGACAGCGACAUCAGUUUAUCCGGAUCAAACGGCGCAAACAGUUUAACCUCAGAGACGUUAAAGCUGCUGCAGCGUAAUAUGGGCACUUAUGACUGCUCCCUGCCGACAUCCCCCAACACAUCCUCCACGGAGCUAUGCACACGAUAUUUUCGCGGAUCGCAACAACUCGGCGACCUGAAUCAGAGCUUCGAGGCAAACAGCACAUCCUCCCUCUUUGGUGGUAAUCAGUCUCUGUCACGUUCCAAUUCCCCGCCCGACAACGACUCCAGUUUGCUGUCCAAUUUCGAUAGCACCAACAUUUUGGACAUGAUCAAUUAUCUCACCAUCAGCCAACAGCAGCAGAAUGGGCAUAACCAGCAGCAUUAUACCAACGGUAGCAGCAUUGGUAGCAGUAGUAACAAUAACAACAACAGCAGCUCCCAGUAUAGUCAGAUACCGAAUAUGAGUCAGUUCUAUCCGCAUCAAUCACAGGGAGGAUCUUCAUUCGGAAAUGGAAAUUGCAACAGUCAACCUAGUAGUAACAACGGUGGCAAUAGUUUCGCUACUGACUAUGAACGGCUGCAAAAUUUGCAGGCACUGAACACAUUGCGUCUGUUGCAACAGUCGCAACAACUGUCACAAUUGCAGCUGCAGCAAUAUCAUUUCAAUAAACUGCUUCCGAGCUACAACAGUACUCAGCUCAAGAACUGGUCUUUGCAGAAUUCCCCUCCCUCGUCAUCAAGCAACGGUGCCAAUGAUAUCAAUCUGGACCGGAUUGCACGAUUUCACCGUUCAUCAGCUGCACAUUACGAUGCGACUUGCACGUGGAGUGGUGUACUUCCCCCACGUUCCCAUCGAUUGGUGACAUACUCGUCGAAAAUUUUCCUCGGCGGGAUGCCUUGGGAUAUCAGUGAACAAUCACUAGUUCAGAUCUUCAAGCCAUUCGGCUCCAUAAAGGUUGAAUGGCCUGGCAAGGAACAACAGGCGACACAGCCCAAAGGUUACGUCUACAUUAUCUUCGAAUCGGACAAACAGGUCAAAGCUUUAUUGCAGACUUGUACCUAUACAGACGCGAAAAGUUACAAUGGUUCAAGCCGUGGUACCAGCUCAUCAUCGUCGGGUAUUCUAACGUAUUCAUCCGGUGGGGAAGAACAGCAACAACAACUAUCAGGACAACAACAACAGCUUGUGCAUCAGAAUAAACCCCUUCCGCCACCGGGAGCUCGAAUCAACUUCAAAAUAUCCUCCAAACGCAUCAAAUCGAAAGACGUUGAGGUUAUUCCAUGGAAUAUUGCCGAUUCCAACUUUGUCAAGUCCACUUCGCAAAAACUUGAUCCGACAAAGACCGUAUUCGUUGGUGCGCUACAUGGACAACUGACGGCGGAGGGUUUGGCUAAGAUUAUGAAUGACUUGUUCGAUGGAGUAGUGUAUGUCGGCAUCGAUACAGACAAAUACAAGUACCCGCUCGGUUCGGCACGAGUAACUUUCAACAAUUCGCGCUCGUACAUGAAGGCUGUGGUAUCAGCGUUUAUCGAGAUAAAAACGGCCAAAUUCACAAAGAAGCUGCAGGUCGACCCGUAUCUAGAGGACUCACUCUGUUCGAUGUGCGGAGUACAACACGGACCAUACUUUUGCCGGGAGAUCGUCUGCUUCAGAUACUUCUGUCGAUCAUGCUGGCAGUUCCAGCACAACCGGGACAGUUCACUACAGAACCACAAGCCUUUGACCCGCAAUUCAAAGUCAACUACUAUUGUCGGGGUGGGUCCUCAACAGACACCCGGAUCACAACAUCAGCAUCAACACCAACACCAACAGCAACAGCAACAGCAUCAUUCACAGUCACAGUUCAAUUACCAGCAUCAACAGCAGCAGCAACAUCACAGCCAUUCGCAGCAUCACCAUCACUACAAUUCGCUGCAUGUCUCGCCCAAGUCGCCUUCGCCACCGUGCAAUAACAGCAGCAGCAGUUCAGCAGACUCAUCGCCAAUCUCCUGUCACGGACCGGCCAAUUUACACCAACAGCUGCAGCAACAGUUUGGCGGCCUCUAA
Molecule: messenger RNA, 3558 nt
Organism: Ochlerotatus camptorhynchus
Lineage: Eukaryota; Metazoa; Arthropoda; Insecta; Diptera; Culicidae
Exons: 9
Coding region: 949-3558 (869 amino acids)
Biological process (GO): negative regulation of cytoplasmic translation
Cellular component (GO): neuron projection; nucleus; cytoplasm
Molecular function (GO): ribosome binding; translation factor activity, RNA binding; mRNA 3'-UTR binding
Source: RefSeq, a predicted model, not a curated record